Messenger RNA from Candida tropicalis MYA-3404, 2859 nucleotides. RefSeq names its product Zcf10p (gene ZCF10). Bases 1 to 2859 code for a protein of 952 amino acids. The transcript has a single exon. The record is from RefSeq and is a predicted model, not a curated record. Gene Ontology annotation, biological process: positive regulation of transcription by RNA polymerase II; DNA-templated transcription. Lineage: Eukaryota; Fungi; Ascomycota; Pichiomycetes; Serinales; Debaryomycetaceae. Gene Ontology annotation, molecular function: DNA binding; DNA-binding transcription factor activity, RNA polymerase II-specific; zinc ion binding.
AUGCAAUCAACACCUCAAUUAUCAGAGACUUCAUCAGAUCCCCCACAGAAAAGAAGGAGAAUAAAACAGGCAUGUGAUUAUUGUAGGUCCAAGAAAGCAAAAUGCGAUGGGAAAGCACCCAGUUGUACAAAUUGUAUAACGUCCAAUGAAGAAUGUGUCUACUCACAACCUUCUAAAAGACGAGGGUUACCCUCUGGUUAUACACAUUCAUUAGAGAAAAGAAUUCUAUUAUUUAAAGGUAUACUAGUAAGUUUAAUUCAAGACGAUAAAUUGAUUGAAUCAAAACUUUUGAACUUGUUAUACAAUUCGAAUAUUCUAAUAGAGAAGCUAGAGGAUCUUGAGACUGUAUGGGAAGUACACAAUUUGUCACAACUAUUUGAUCAGGUCUUUCAGGAUAAUAAUGCAAGUAUUAAUAUUACAAAAUCCAAUAAACCAACAGCUAAUAAGACCAUCACCACCACCAUCAGUAACAACACCAAUAAUUUAAAAACUGAUAACAGAGAUGUAUCUAUUUCGGGAAAUAGCCCCAAUCCAUCAAUCAACGACUCUGCUAGAUUAGCACCGGUGGCUAUGCUUACGUCAGUACCAGGAGGAUUAGAGAAUCAAGUACAAUCUGCAACUUCAAUAUCAACAACUACAACCACAACGACUGCACCUCCGUUGCCUUUACAACUCCCCGCACAUGGACAACGGUUAGCCACUUCUGGAGCUCCACCACUUUUGCAACAGCAACAACAACAACAACAACAACAAUUACAAAUACAAAUAGCAUCUCCUAAUCAACAGGAUCCUAUUCAACCAUCUCCAAAUAGUGCAUUUGGAUCAUUUAUUGGAAAUAACAAUUACCCAAGUACUCCAUCACCAGCAGUGAGUGAUCCGUCAUUUUUUUUCAAUUAUGAUGUUUUCCAGUUCAUAUCAGAUGAAAUCGAGGGCGCUGAUGAUAGUAGUCCUGAAAAUUGGGAACCUGUGGCAUUGCAGUAUCAUGGAAUGUCGUCAUUAAUUUCAGGAUUCACAAACAAAGUAGUGCAACAAUAUAACAGCAAGAUAAAUAAUGUGUUCAAGAAUCCAUUUAGAGUUGGAUCGAUAUUCAAUGUCUCUUCAUUUGCAAUUAAUGCAAGUAUGUCCCAAAAUGCCAGGUUCCCAGAUGAAUUGUUUGAAUUUCCAGCAAACGUUCGAGAAUUAAUGGAUGUUUACUUCUUGGUUCCUCAUUGUCUUAUGCCGAUGUUGGAUAAAGUUUCGUUUAUUAGACACAUGAACUACUUAUUGGGUCUUCCAACAAGAAAAAGAAAAGCGGUUGAUGGGAACAUGUUAGCUUUAGUUUGGGCGGUUUUAGCACUUGGUGAAUUCUCCAUGGUUGGAGGUGAUUGUAAAACUGCAGCUUUAUAUGCCAAAUAUUCUACAAUGGCGUUGGAAAAUUCAUUUACAACCACCAUCGAAACUAUACAGGCCAUGAUAAUUCUUGGGUUAACAUAUUAUCAUUUAGGACAAUGGGAUUUCUCGUGGGUUUUGAUAUCUUCAGGUACAAGAAUGGCAGUUGAUGUUAGAUUAAUGCGAAAUGCAUCUGAUGAUGAUCCGAAACUGAAAUUUCAAAGUAGUGCUAGUUUGAAUAAUAUCAAUAGACAAAGAACAUGGGCCACUGUAUUCUUGGUCAAUACUUUGUUGUGUGCAAGAAUGGGGAGAUCACCGGUGGUAAGGGCACACGAUUGGCCUGUACCCCAAAUCAAUAGUGAUGGCUGGGAAGAAUGGCAACCUUGGGAAUUCUAUUAUUCAUCAGAUAUCCCUAAACUUGAACAUGGGAAAUUCUUGUCAAUAUUCAACGAAGUUUUGAAAGGAAUUGCAAUUGUGAAUUUAGCAAUUACUGCCACUAUAGAUACCACAGUUUUCCAAGGAGGUGAAAUUAAAUAUGAUGAUCGACAAAACUCGCAAAGUAUGUCAUUGGAGAUGUUUAAUGCAAGGAUUGAAAAUUGGAAAGCACAAUUGCCUGAACAUUGUCAAGUUGAAUAUUAUGGGAAGGGUGCCAUCCCUCCACCUCCAGUAAUUUUGUUACAUGUAUUGGGUGAUUUGAUUUGGUGUAUUUUGGCUGUAAGAUUGAGUUCACUCAAGAGCAAUAAUGAGAUUAAAGACAAGAUUAUUAAAUUUAGGAAUCAAAAGUAUACCAGAGCCAUUAUAUCAAUUAAGAGAUUUCUCAAUGAUAGAACAGUUCAUAUUUUACAUCAUUAUUUCUUAUUUGACUACUAUUUGGUCAUGGCAUUCAAUUUCCCCGAUAUGAUGGAUUUUGAAUCUGAACUUAUAAAGCAAUCACAUAUUUGUGAAAUGAGGAAUGUUUUAUUGAAGGCAGCAUCUUACUCAGUACCUUGUCGUGUCUCUUGGGAUUUGUUCACUAUUAUGAAUAAUACAUCUUCAAAUGAUAUUAAAGACACACCAAAGAAUAAUUUUUCCCAAGAUACUCCUACUGCUCAAGAAUCACCCAUGAUUUCAAAUCUUUUAAAUGAACCAAUUACAAUUAAACCAGAGCCUGUUGAAAUGAAAGCACCCAAAGCACCAAUAUCAGUACCACAGACUCAACAAGUAAAACAGGCAAUGCUGCCAGGUAUUAUUCCAUAUACUCCUACCAAUGCUAAAAGUUGGGUUCAUCAACUUCCACCACCAACAGCAACUACAUUGACAUUGCCCGUAAUUGGACACACACAGAAUUAUUUUGCGCCAGACUCAAAUUUAUUACCAAUGCAACAUCCAGUUCAUCAGCUGCCUUUAUAUCAAGCUCGAAUUCCCUCCGUCGAUCAACAACAACAACAACAACAACAACAUCCUCUACCUUCAGCUCCAGCUCCGCGUCCUCCAUCGCAUCAGCAACAGUAA